Molecule: messenger RNA, 621 nt
Organism: Caenorhabditis bovis
Lineage: Eukaryota; Metazoa; Nematoda; Chromadorea; Rhabditida; Rhabditidae
Source: the annotation of a GenBank genome assembly
AUGAGGGAAUCCCAACAGCCACAGCGAUGGUCGGAGACGUUGUACGCCAUUUUGAAUGAGACAAAUCGAACGUAUACUAUAAUUGAUAAGCAUGGGUGUUCAAUCGAUAAUGAGAUUAUGCCAACUCCUGAAUACGACAUUGUUAAUAACUUGAUCUACACACCUUCUAAGGCGUUCAGAUUUGCCACUUCAAAUCAUGUUCAUUUUCAAUGCAUGAUAUCUCUUUGUCGUCGAGUAGAUUCGAAAUGUCGCCAGCAGAUUCCGCCGAGGUGUCGAAAAUCGCAGAAAAAACGUCGGGCUCUUGACACCAGCGAGCUCACAAUCGAGCAAAGAUUGCGGCGAAUUCAAGCAAUCAUGAAUGUCGAGAAUUCCACCGAAAUUGGCGAAGGUCUGAUUACGAGCGUCGCUGAAACCCUACAAGUGAAGGAGCAGAAGGAUUAUACAAUUGAAAAAUACGAAUCCAUCAUUCGGACAUAUCAAGCAUGGACGUCAAUUCUGUGCAUUCUCAACAUCUUGCUCGUCGUUGUCACCAUUCUCAUCACACUUCGAUUGCUCAAAAACAAGUACAUAAUGGAUAUCAAAGACAAAACCCAAGCAAUAUUCCGACGAUCACCAUUUUAA